Messenger RNA from Camponotus floridanus (Florida carpenter ant), 619 nucleotides. RefSeq lists its product as uncharacterized. The record is from RefSeq and is a predicted model, not a curated record. Bases 75 to 449 code for a protein of 124 amino acids. The transcript is spliced from 5 exons. Gene Ontology annotation, molecular function: odorant binding. Lineage: Eukaryota; Metazoa; Arthropoda; Insecta; Hymenoptera; Formicidae.
AGUAUCAAUAUGCAUCAGUUGAAGUAUCGAAGUGGAAGGAAAAACUAGAAUCAGUGCAUUUUCAAACCAACAAAAUGAAGACAUUUAUGCUCGUGGCGUGUCUACUGACACUUUCCUAUGCCGGUGAUCCUCAAAUAUUGAAGACAUUCUAUGAUAAUUACGGAAAUUGUAUGAAUGAAUUAAAUGUGCAGCAAUGGACACCAGAAGUAGUUAAAUGUACACUCCAAAAUGAUAAUAUGAUCAAUGAACAAGGUGAAAUAAAAAAAGAAGAACUUCUUGCAAGAUUUAAUGAUAUUAUUUCUGAUGAGUCCAAUUUAAAUCAAGCAAAACAAACUCUUACUACAUGCUAUGAGCAAGCAUAUCAAGGUCCAGGAAACAAUGAUGAGAAGAUUAUGACGACUAUACGCUGCUCAAUGCAUAUAACAGACUUAUUCGAUGAGCUCCAAUAAAAAAUGAAAAUACACUUCUUCUUUUGCAUAAUAUUCAGAUAAACUAGUAGUGAUGCAGCAAUGUCGUGCUUAAUUAAGUAUUAAUAAUUCUAAUUUUUAAUUCUAAUUAAUUAUAUGUUCUCAAGUUUACAUAAAAUCUAUGUAUCUUAUGAAUUGUAAUUAAUUCUCUC